This is a messenger RNA of Geodia barretti, 1781 nucleotides long. NCBI's taxonomy places the organism in Eukaryota, Metazoa, Porifera, Demospongiae, Tetractinellida, Geodiidae. The record is from the annotation of a GenBank genome assembly.
AGGAUGGGUGGAGUUCACUGAUGGCUGCAUCUCAGGAGGGACAUGUGGAGGUGGUGGACAAGUUAUUACAACAUGGAGCCACAGUAGACCUGCAAAAAGAGGGUGGGUGGAGUUCACUGAUAGCUGCAUCUCAGUAUGGACAUGUGGAGGUGGUGGACAAGUUAUUACAACAUGGAGCCACAGUAGACCUGCAAACAGAGGAUGGGUGGAGCUCACUGAUGGCUGCAUCUCAGAAUGGACAUGUGGAGGUGGUGGACAAGUUAUUACAACAGAAAGGGAGUAGUUCACUGAUGGCUGCAUCUCAGAAUGAACAUGUGGAGGUGGUGGACAAGUUAUUACAACAUGGAGCCACAGUAGAUCUUCAACGUCAGGAUGGGUGGAGCUCACUGGUGUAUGCAUCUCUAAAAGGACAUGUGGAGGUGGUGGACAAGUUAUUACAACAUGGAGCCACAGUAGAUCUUCAAGAUGAGGAUGGGUGGAGUUCACUGGUGGCUGCAUCUCAGGAAGGACAUGUGGAGGUGGUGGACAAGUUAUUACAACAUGGAGCCACAGUAGACCUGCAUGAUAAGGAUGGGUGGAGUUCACUGAUGGCUGCAUCUCAGGAGGGACAUGUGGAGGUGGUUGACAAGUUAUUACAACAUGGAGCCACAGUAGAUCUUGAACAUUCGGAUGGGAUGACUUCACUGAUAAUAGCCUCUCUAAACGGACAUGUCGAGGUGGUGGAAAAGCUAUUACAAAAUGGAACCACAGUAGACCUUAUUACCAAGAAGUAUAAUGACACAGCACUGUUUCUAGCCUGUCAGAACAAUGACUUGACCACAGCUUCUGUCCUCCUGAGAGCUGGUGCCUACCCAAAUGGCUGCAAUAACCGUGGACAGACUCCACUGCUGCAGGCUGUAAGACACAAAAACCUGGCAAUGGUCAGGGAAUUAGUACAGGCUAAUGCCAAUGUGAACCAAAUGGAGCAGGGAGGACUCUCUCCUCUGAUGAUGUGUUGUGAACAAGGAGACUCAGAGAUGACAAAACUGCUACUUGACUCUCAAGCUAAUCCUAACCUCCAGCAAUCAAAUACUGGAUACACAGCUCUGAUGUUUGCCUGCAAUGGAGGUCAUCUGGCCACAGUGAAGGUCCUCAUGGAACAUGGAGCUGACCCACUGAUCAGGAAUUUGGCGGGUGUGACAGCAUUGAGUAUUGCAUCUGCUAAUGAGUUUCCUGAUGUCUGCAAUGAACUAAACCACUGGGGGCAGCCAGAUAGCACCACUGAUGUGGAGCAUCCUGCGACUUCUACAGCAAAAGAUGAAGUAGACGAAGUAGUCAGUAGGUUCCGAGGACAGAUGUUGGCGGAAACUCCCUACGACCACAGGGAACAAGAGGAAGGGGUAGAUGGAAAGAAGGUUCCAAAAGGAGAUUACAAACGAUACUUGAAGAUUCGUGCAUUUGGAGCAACUCUAUGGAGAACUGGGAAAAGGAAAGUUAAAGCAUCAAUAGAAACAUUGUACUUUAACCUUAACUGAUAUUACGUGUAUCUGUUUAUUACCAGAAUAUCUUGGUUGUUGACAUAAUCAAGCAUAGCUAGUCAUCAAAGUACCACAAUACGACAGCGGACGUACACUAGCUAAUGUGUUCUUGCUGACUUGGCAAAUUGUGCUCAAUUGUUCCAGCAAAAAGAAACACUAGAUCAAGGAUAGUUAAAAUAAUGGCAGUGAAGUAUGUGUACAGUUGUGAGACAGUCACACUAAGUACCACUAUAAAAUAAUGAGUUCUUCGUCUUUGUCACGGGG